AUGUCUCUUUCUAAUCCUACUGUUUGUAAUGCCCCUCAAGUUGGAAUCUUUAAUAAUGCAUUUGAAUCAUGCAAAUCAUUAAAAUCCAUAGCAAUUACAAACUUCACAGGAAUUGCUGAAGAUGCAUUCAGUUAUUGCACUUCUCUUGAAUCAGUUGAUCUCACUGGAAUUCCUAUUGUUCCUGAUAAAGUAUUCAGAUUUUGCACUAAUCUCAAAACUGUUAAAUUCAAUGAUUUCGUAUCAUCAAUUGGAAAAGAAACAUUCCAUUCAUGUGGCUUCCAGGAAAUAGUUAUUCCUAAUUCUGUUUUAUAUAUUGGUCAAUUUGCUUUCUACAACAACACUAAACUCACCAAAGCUACACUCGGAGAAAAUCUUUGUAACUUUGAUAAAGAAUGA
This is a messenger RNA of Trichomonas vaginalis G3, 396 nucleotides long. RefSeq names its product ribonuclease inhibitor domain-containing protein. The record is from RefSeq and is a predicted model, not a curated record. The transcript has a single exon. The coding region runs from base 1 to 396 and encodes 131 amino acids. NCBI's taxonomy places the organism in Eukaryota, Parabasalia, Trichomonadida, Trichomonadidae.